AUGGACGAGUUGUUUUCACAGGCACAAAUUAUGGAUGAAUUUUUGGAUAUCUGUGAUGGUGGUGGCCAUGAUCCGUUGCUUGUCUUGGAUGGUUAUGAGGACGAUGGCAUUCGACUCAAAUGUUUCUCUGAGAGGUUGUUUUCUGAAGUUCAGGUGUUGUGGACAGAUGGUAGAGGAGACAAUGUCACUGGGACUCCUCUCACCACUGGCACCACCACUGCUAAUACCAGCAGCUCCAUCAUUCUAAAACCCGGAUCUGGAAACUCUGUGUCCUGCAAAAUAAUUGAUAAACUGCUGAAAACAACAACAGAAUCUUCAGUUGUCGUUGCGGAAAAAGUCCAGAAUGAACUGGUUAAUAUCACUCUAGAUGAGAACUGCAAACAUCCCAGCCUCAUCAUUGAGGAGAAAAACAGGGUCAAGUCCUCCACCCAGGAAGAGAUCCUGCCCAAAGCGGUGGUGGUGGCUACUGAAGGUUUUUCAGAAAAGAAACAUUACUGGGAAGUGGAGGUGGGGGAUAAAUCAGAGUGGGAGCUGGGUGUGGGAGAAUACAGCUUAACUGGUGGGACGGAUGUAAGAAAUUGCAAGCCCUGCAGCAUAGUAGGUGUUUUCCUGGAUCAGGACCAUAAUGUGCUUUCAUUCUUUGAUGUUAAAGAAAAGUGCCUUCUCGUGUCUCUCCCUUUGGAGUUUUCUGGGAAUCUGUACCCAUUCUUCUGUCCAGGCUCUGAUGGAAAAUGGUUGGGAGUACGCCCUGUAUACACGAAAAACGCAUUACCCUCUCUGUGA
Molecule: messenger RNA, 783 nt
Organism: Nipponia nippon (crested ibis)
Lineage: Eukaryota; Metazoa; Chordata; Aves; Pelecaniformes; Threskiornithidae
Source: RefSeq, a predicted model, not a curated record